AUGGGGGUAACGGGAGGAGAAAGCAAUUCGUGCAGCAAUAGCUGCAGCAGCAGCCGGGUGGUGGGAUACGCGGAGGGGGUUCCUAACCCCCAGGAGCAGCAGGAGCUAUCCUCUGUUCCCAGGAGCGGUGCCUCUGUUCCCGAGCAGCCGAGUCCCGCCGCUAUGCUCGCGGAUAGCGGAAUCUGCGAUCCCCAGGGCGGGUCUAAAUCACCCUGUGGUGGCGCCAACGCUGCUGCUGAAACGAGUGCGGAGAGCUGUGCAGGAGGGUUGGGGGAGUCGGGGGGGUUGGGGGGGUUGGGGGGAACGGAGCCUGGGGUAGGGGGGGGUGGCGAGCCGGCAGGGGGGGCGGCGGGGGGGGGGGCAGCCGCGGCGGGGGGAGGGGGAGCGGGGGGCGGAGCGGGGGGUUGGCAGGGGCGCGGGUGGGCGCGCGUGGGGCAUGCGCUGAAUGAGGGGCUGCUGCGCGCGACGCAGAGGCGCCUGCGCGUGGACGUGCAGCUGCUGUGGCGCUUCCUGCAGAUCCUGUGCCUGCAACUGAGAGAGGGGUUGAGGGGUGCUGCGUCCACCCCCAUCGCCACUGUCACCUCGGGACGCAACCGAUCAGAGCGCCUGGCCCACCUCUUUCCCGAGUCGCUACGUACGCGUUUUGAAGCGCCCCUGUUCGUUUACACGGAAGAAAAGGCGUAUCUAGCAAUGUCAGAAGCGGCCAAGGAGAUGGUGGGAGUGAGAUCAGUGAACAAGAGCAUCCCUGCUCACAACCGCUGCUUCGGUGCCUGGUGGAAGAGUGUGUUGGUGGAUCUGGUGGUGGGUUACGACACUAUCCUCAUGAACUCCCUCAUCUCCUCACGCGGAAAAGGUUUCCUGUACAACGCACACACCAAGGAGCUAUACGACCUGAAUCUCGCUGCCACCAGGGGUAGAGCUGCGGCAACGUCCUUCGAAGACGUGAUCUCGUUCAAGAUUGGGGUGGUGUUCACAUCAGUGUUCAUAUUCUUCAUGACCCUCCUCGCUGUCUCCUUCACCCUCCGAGAGACGCAGAGCCGCAUGCUCAAGUUCACAAUCGCGCUGCACCACCAUGCGAGGCAUCGCCUGCCCACGUUCCGCCUAAUUGCCAUGCACAUCCUCGAAUCGCUCGUCUUUAUUCCAAUCAUGAUCGGCAUUCUCUUCUUCCUCUUUGAGUUCUACGACGAUCAGCUCUUGGCCUUCAUGGUGCUCACACUCGUGUGGCUCUGCGAGAUCUUCACACUCAUCAGCCUUUGGGAACACAUGCAUGUGUUCCUGCUCCUGCCAAUUCCCGCUCAGCCCUGUCGGUCUUUUUUCAUCUUGCUCCUCCGUGUUUCCAAUUCUGACUUUGAACCGUCGGUUCUUGCCAAACCCGGUCUUUGA
Closterium sp. Yama58-4 is the source of this 1383-nucleotide messenger RNA. NCBI's taxonomy places the organism in Eukaryota, Viridiplantae, Streptophyta, Zygnematophyceae, Desmidiales, Closteriaceae. The record is from the annotation of a GenBank genome assembly.